Galendromus occidentalis (western predatory mite) is the source of this 583-nucleotide messenger RNA. Its product is annotated as keratin-associated protein 19-2. Lineage: Eukaryota; Metazoa; Arthropoda; Arachnida; Mesostigmata; Phytoseiidae. The transcript is spliced from 2 exons. The coding region runs from base 63 to 326 and encodes 87 amino acids. The record is from RefSeq and is a predicted model, not a curated record.
ACAUCUCGGUUCCACAAUUCACUUUCGAAGACUAACGCCUCGAAGCUCAAACGAAUUUAAAAAUGAAAGUUUUCGCUAUACUCGUGGUCAUGAUGGUUCUUGGUGCUUCGGUGAUGGAAGCCAAACAUCUCAUCGCUAAGAAGUUCGCCAAGAAGCUCGCAGUCCCCGUGCUGGCAGGAGGAGCCGCUGGAGCCGCCCUCGGAGUCGGGGCCGGAGCUCUCUUCGCCUCCCACCACGGGGGACACAAUUACGGUCACGCGUACGGAGGUCACGGAGGAUGGCAACCACAUGGUGCUGCCUACGGAGGCUACGGCCACGGAUGGUAACGACCGCUCGUAAGCUCGAGCAGCCCUUGUGAUAUUCAUAUCUGUAUGUAAUUUUGUGCCCUUCGGGUCCAUUGUGUUGGAUUGGAGCGUUGUCCCCGUUGUGUUCCGUCUUGCUUCCAUGUGGAUCUUCCGGAGUCCUGUGUCAUGUUCAUUCGCAUACGGCAGACCUGUAAAUAUACGUGUGAUUCCUGUGCUCGUCCCAUUGUGUCCUGGAGGAGAGACACGGCCUGAGAUCUCUAUCCGGGAAUAAAAAGUCC